Molecule: messenger RNA, 456 nt
Organism: Plasmodium berghei ANKA
Lineage: Eukaryota; Apicomplexa; Aconoidasida; Haemosporida; Plasmodiidae
Product: conserved Plasmodium protein, unknown function
Exons: 4
Coding region: 1-456 (151 amino acids)
Source: RefSeq, a predicted model, not a curated record
AUGUGUGAUAAUACAAUAACAAAAGAGGAUAAUAAUAGUAAUCCCGAUCUUAAUUUAAAUGAACAAAGUAAAAAUGAUGAAAAUAAGGAAAAUAUACCUACCGGAAAAAAACAUAUUAUACUUAAAAUAAAGAAAUAUAAUAGUGGGUUUUCGGGAAAUUUGGUUAUGGAGGCCAUGAAGAAGGCAUCCAAAUUUAUCGCUGACAAUGAAAGAAUUCAAAAAGAAUAUAGUGGCGUUGGAUUAAAUAACAAUGAACCUGCCUCUGAAAAAAAUAACAAUGAACCUGCCUCUGAAAAAAAUAACAAUUUGAAUUAUAAAACAACAGUUAAUGAAGACAAGCAUACACUCAGCCUUAAUACAAUUCCAUUGCAAAAGAAGUUCUUGCUAGGAGCAAAGGCAGUUUUACCAGGGGAUAAUCAGGAAUUAUUGGAAAAAUUAAAAAACAGAAAAGUUUAA